AUGGCGCUCAAAGAUGGCCCCCACGACUACAACCCUUCCCGCUCUGGAGCUCUUAUUAGAGCCUGCCGAAGGCUACCCAUUGUGUGCAAAGACAAUACAAUGCAGUGCCCUGGAGGUGAUCCAAUCCCUGUUCCACAUGAAUGGUACCAGCCAGGUGACCUCCUGAUUGGUGGGAUUGCUUCUCAGAUCUUUUACCAUUCCUCAGAAAUUCAAUUUAAGGAAGAUCCUGCUCAGGAGCUACUUGAGGUUCCACAUAUAGUGACAAAGUUCUAUCAGCACAUCCUGGCCUUGGUGUUUGCCAUUAAGGAGAUCAACGAUGAUCAAAAGAUCUUGCCCAAUGCUACACUUGGGUUCCGCAUCUAUGACAGCUAUUAUGAUGCAAGGAUGACCUAUUGUACCACUUUGGACCUGCUCUUCAAAUCACACAGAUUUGUCCCCAACUACAUAUGUGAUAUCCAGGAAAACCUCAUAGCCGUCAUUGGGGGACUUACAUCUGGCAUAUCUAUCAAUAUGGCAGAGGUCUUAACCCUCUACAAGGUCCCACAGCUCACCUAUGGUUCAUUUGCUGCAGAAGAGAUUCAAGCAUUGCAGAGCUUUUCCUUUUUCUGCAUGGUCCCAAAUGAAAGCCAUCAAUAUAUUGGCAUUAUCCGUUUACUUCAGUAUUUCAGAUGGACAUGGGUUGGGCUGUUUGUUGUGGAUGAUAACACGGGGGAACAUUUCUUGAAGACCCUGGAGCCACUGUUUUCCAAGCAUGGAAUCUGUUCAGCCUUCACAAAAAGAAUCCCAGAGCAAGUUUCUAUGGAAAAUGUAGAUGAAAUACUGGAUAAAAUUGAAAGAAUUUAUGUAUCUCUCACGGAUAACAAGGCCAGAACCCUUAUCUGCUAUGGAGAAUCUUUGACAAUUGCCUGGCUGAGAAUUGUUAAUCUUUUUCAUGAUCAUGGGCAUAAGGAAAGUGGUUCAUUUGGAAAGGUAUGGGUUAUGACAUCCCAGAUAGAUUUCACAUCUACUGGCCCUCAGAGAAACUGGGAUUUCCAGCUUUUCCAAGGUGCACUUUCCUUCACAAUUCAGUCAAGAGAGCUUCCAGACUUUUCAGAAUUUCUCCAGAGUAUCAAGCCUUCCAGGACCCAAGCAGAUGGUUUUUUCAAGGGCUUCUGGGAGCAAGCAUUUGACUGUUUAUUUCCAGAUCCAGGGAUGUCUAUUAUGGAUGGAGACAUGUGUACUGGAGAGGAGAGGCUAGAAAGUCUUCCUGCGGGUAUUUUUGAAAUGCACGUGACAGGCCAUAGCUACAGUGUAUAUAAUGCUGUCUAUGUUUUGGCUCAUGCUCUGCAUACCUUCUACUCAUCCCAAUCCAAGCAAAGACCAAGGGCAUAUGGUAGAAGUAUUGAAAUUCAGUCUCUGCAGCCUUGGCAGGUUGGCUUAUUUCUGCAAGCUGUUGCAUUUAACAACUCUGCUGGGGUGAUGGUGUCCUUCAAUGAUAAAGGGGAAUUGAGUGGUGGAUAUGACAUUACGAACCUGGUCACAUUCCACAACAACUCUUUCCAGAGAGUGAAAGUUGGGAGAGUGGAUCCCAGUGAAGAAGAAGUCUUCACCAUUAAUGAAGAUCUAAUUGUCUGGCAUAAAACAUUUAAUCAGUAUGAUUGUGCUCCAUGUCCAGAAGGGAAGAUUUCAGACCAGAAAGAUACAGAAGACUGUUUCCAGUGCCCGGCAGACCAAUAUUCAAACAAAAACAGAGAUGCUUGCAUCACCAAAAUUAGAAACUUUCUCUCUUAUAAAGAACCUCUGGGGAUCAGUUUAGCUUCAGUUGCUGUUUUUUUGUCCAUCAUCACAGCUGUGGUGCUAGGGAUAUUUAUUAAGCACAAGGACACACCCAUAGUCAAAGCAAACAAUCGGGACCUCACCUACACUCUUCUCCUCUGCCUCUUGUUCUGCUUCCUCUCUUCUUUGUUAUUCCUUGGCCAACCUUGUAUAGUGACCUGCUUUCUCCAACAACCAACUUUUGUCAUAAUUUUCUCAUUGGCUGUUUCUUGCAUCCUGGCCAAAACCAUCACUGUGGUUACAGCUUUCAUGGCCACCAGACCAGGCUCCAGUGUGAGGAAGUGGGUGGGGAAAAGACUGGCCAUCUUCAUUGUUUUAACCUGCUCCCUUAUUCAAGCAAGCAUUUGUACUAUGUGGCUGGCAACCUCGGCUCCCUUCCCCGAUUUGGACUUUCAUUUAGUAAGUGGAGAAAUUAUUGUGCAAUGUAAUGAAGGGUCAGUCACCAUGUUCUAUGGAGUUUUGGGCUACAUGGGCCUCUUGGCCAUCACCAGCUUCGUUGUAGCAUUCUUAGCCCGCAAGUUACCUGACAGCUUCAAUGAAGCCAAGUUCAUUACAUUCAGCAUGUUAGCAUUUUGUAGUGUUUGGGCCUCUUUUGUUCCUACUUACCUGAGCACCAGAGGAAAAGACAUGGUGGCCGUGGAAGUCUUCUCUAUCUUGGCCUCCAGUGCUGGGCUACUGGGCUGCAUCUUUUGCCCCAAAUGCUACAUCAUUGUGUUGAGACCUGAGCUGAACAGCAGGGAGCAGCUAAUAAGAAGAAAACAUUAA
Messenger RNA from Zootoca vivipara (common lizard), 2580 nucleotides. The record is from RefSeq and is a predicted model, not a curated record. NCBI's taxonomy places the organism in Eukaryota, Metazoa, Chordata, Lepidosauria, Squamata, Lacertidae.